UUCUGAAAAAGCAAGGGCGAGAGCUAGAUGCAAGGCCCCAGCCAGUUUACCCCUUCCAGUUGAAUUGCGAGUGGCACAGGGGAGGGAUAGGCAGCUGUCGCUUGCUUGCUUGCUUGUUGUGGGCAAGAUUUUAGAACUAAAAUUAGAAAGUAAUAUUUAUAAAUGAUUUAACGAAUAGUAAUAAUAUUUUAAUACAAUGUCAAUGCAUAUUGGAUGAAAUACGCGUUUAUAUACACUUUAAUCCAGCAGCAUUUUAUGUCACUUUACUGUAUUUUCGCGCAGCUACCUGUGAAAGUGGUAGCUAAUCCGUCUCAGACACCGCUGUAAAUAUGGCGCUUCUGCUAACUUCACUAUUGCAAACUAACGUUUAAAACAAGGACUCUUCAGUUGGUGUCGUGGCCAUGAAGAGAGUUGAUGCAUAUUACAUUUAGUACACAUUUGAGGCUGUUAUCGCGUAAUUUAGUGGGCAAAAGAAAAUUCGCAAUUUAUUAGCUAGUAAGCUAACUAGCUAGAUAGUUGCUUUCGUAAAUAAACUAACGUUAGCUAUUUUGUUUAGCGACCUUGUCUGAACAAGUAAACAUCGCAAUAAAUGUAGUUAAGUUUUCUGAAACUGAAUUUUUACUACACUGAAUUGUCUCACUCGACAGCUUUCCUUCAUAUGAUUGAAAGCUAAUCCAAUAAUUGCUUGCUAUUGCUAACCAUCAAGAAGCUAGUUGGCUUUGUUGCUGCGAGAAUGGCAGCGAUAAAAGCAAAUCGGUUUAACAUGGUGGGUGUGUGCCAUCAGUUAAGACCAUAGACAUUAACCUGGUUUAAUUAUAAGACAUGUAUGAUGCUCAUCGAUUCGCAACGUUGUUGUACCCUUGCACACGAACAUAAGUCAAAGACUUACACAAAGCAGUACAUUUCGAAUGCCAGCGUAUAAACUUCAUACAUUUUGUUCCCUAAGCCUUUUAUAUGUAAAUAUACAUACAUGUUUCAUUCUCGUUGGACGAAGACCUUACAGUCAAAUAGGUAGCUGCAUUAUCGUGUAUAUUAUUGCACUACAGGGAGUAGAUAAUCUCUGUCAGAGCAAUCCAGCAUUGCCAUGUUCUAUUCAUAAACAUGGGAAUUAAUCAAGUAUAAAAGUGGAAUGUAAUCGUGUUAAGGCCAUUAAAAACAUUCAUAUUUAUAUGGUUUAGACUACAAUAAGGAUCAAAUAUUUAUAGCACUUGGUCUUUCAAAGAGUGAAAAAGAAUUCAAUAGAUUUUCACUGUAGUUAAGCAAUUUACCUCAACCCGUCUCCAUAGUGCAGUAUUAGUCAAUAUUGUUUACCAAAUACAAAUUUAUACUAUAAAAGCCUUUUUUAAUUCUCAACAGUGUGUGGAUCUAUGUGUCUUUCUAGGUCCGCCAACAUGAUGGCUGCCCAGUCGGAUUCCAUAGACAAGUACCUGGAGGGAGAGCAGCAGAUGCAGGGGGUGGAGCAGGCGGACGGUGAGGAGGGUUUGGAUGCAGCCUCCAGUCCAACCCCCACUGAGCCCCAGACCCCCAUGGAUGUAGAUAAGGCUUCCAUAUACCGGCAUCCAUUGUUUCCUCUCCUGGCCCUGCUCUUUGAGAAAUGUGAGCAGUCUACGCAGGGCUCAGACUGUGUCACGUCAGCCAGCUUCGACGUGGACAUUGAGAACUUUGUCCGCAGCCAGGAGAAAGAGGGCAAAGCCUUCUUCAGUGAGGACCCUGAUCUGGACAAUCUGAUGGUGAAGGCCAUCCAGGUGCUGCGGAUCCACCUGCUGGAGCUGGAGAAGGUCAGCGACCUGUGUAAGGACUUCUGCAGCCGCUACAUCUCCUGUCUCAAGACCAAGAUGAACAGCGAGACGCUGCUGAGUGGAGAACCUGGCAGCCCCUACUCAUCUGGACAGGGUUUCUCCCCCACCAAGAUCCAGACGUCCAGCUCUUUCACAGGAACCCUCAGUCCCCAGGGGAUUGUGGUGCCAGCAUCGGCCCUGCAGCAAGGCAACGUAACCGUGACAACUGUCAACCCCACACAGGUUAUAGCAGGUAUGUCACCCUGGCAUACAACAACCACAGGUGGCACAGUCUACCAACCAGUUACAGUAGUCAACUCACAGGGCCAGGUGGUGUCACAGACCCUCUCGCCCCAGACCAUACGUAUCCAGAACACACAGCUCCAGCUGCAGCUCAACCAGGACCUGAGUUUCUUCAACCACGACGACAGCUCACCCAAGAACAAGCGUGGCGUUCUUCCCAAACAAGCCACCAACGUCAUGCGCUCUUGGCUCUUCCAGCACAUCGGGCACCCCUACCCCACAGAGGAUGAGAAGAAGCAGAUCGCUACCCAAACUAACCUAAGCCUCCUCCAAGUCAACAACUGGUUCAUAAACGCGCGGAGGCGAAUCCUGCAGCCCAUGCUGGACGCCAGCUCUUCGGAGACACCCAAAAACAAGAAGAAACCUCCUCCGAACAGGCCGCUACAGCGCUUCUGGCCUGACUCCAUCGCCACGGGGAUGACCCAACAACAGGUCCAGAUGCCAGAUGGAACCACGGUGAUGAUGAGUGUGGAAGGUCUUCGGAGCCUGACUUCAGACGGUGCCACGCUGGCCGUGCAGCAGGUGAUGAUGGGCGGGCACAGCGAGGACGAAUCAGGAGACAGCGGGGACGAGGACGAUGAUGACGACAUGGCUGGGCUGGGCCUGGACAACAGCGACUCCCUGCAGUAGGACACAGACGUACUGUACACACACACACGAAGACAUACACACUUAAAAACAAACUUUGUGUGCUUUGUUUUAAUAUGUAUGUAUAUAUAUAUAUGUGUAUGUGUGUGUGUGUAUAUAUAUAUAUAUAUGUGUGUGUGGUGGUUAAGACCUUCAACUGACACAUGAUGUAGGUAGGCUAACAAUGAAUAAGGCGGGCUAACAAUGAAUAAGGCGGGCUAACAAUGAAUAAGGCGGGCUAACAAUGAAUAAGGCGGGCUAACAAUGAAUAAGGCGGGCUAACAAUGAAUAUGGCGGGCUAACAAUGAAUAUGGCGGGCUGAUAAUGAAUAAGGCGGGCUAACAAUGAAUAAGGCGGGCUGAUAAUGAAUAAGGCGGGCUGAUAAUGAAUAAGGCGUGCUGAUAAUGAAUAAGGCGGGCUGAUAAUGAAUAAGGCGGGCUAACAAUGAAUAAGGCGGGCUGAUAAUGAAUAAGGCGGGCUGAUAAUGAAUAAGGCGGGCUGAUAAUGAAUAAGGCGUGCUGAUAAUGAAUAAGGCGUGCUGAUAAUGAAUAAGGCGUGCUGAUAAUGAAUAAGGCGGGCUGAUAAUGAAUAAGGCGGGCUGAUAAUGAAUAAGGCGUGCUGAUAAUGAAUAAGGCGUGCUGAUAAUGAAUAAGGCGGGCUGAUAAUGAAUAAGGCGUGCUGAUAAUGAAUAAGGCGGGCUGAUAAUGAAUAAGGCGGGCUGAUAAUGAAUAAGGCGGGCUGAUAAUGAAUAAGGCGUGCUGAUAAUGAAUAAGGCGGGCUGAUAAUGAAUAAGGCGGGCUGAUAAUGAAUAAGGCGGGCUGAUAAUGAAUAAGGCGGGCUGAUAAUGAAUAAGGCGUGCUGAUAAUGAAUAAGGCGUGCUGAUAAUGAAUAAGGCGGGCUGAUAAUGAAUAAGGCGGGCUGAUAAUGAAUAAGGCGGGCUGAUAAUGAAUAAGGCGUGCUGAUAAUGAAUAAGGCGUGCUGAUAAUGAAUAAGGCGGGCUGAUAAUGAAUAAGGCGGGCUGAUAAUGAAUAAGGCGUGCUGAUAAUGAAUAAGGCGUGCUGAUAAUGAAUAAGGCGUGCUGAUAAUGAAUAAGGCGGGCUGAUAAUGAAUAAGGCGGGCUGAUAAUGAAUAAGGCGUGCUGAUAAUGAAUAAGGCGUGCUGAUAAUGAAUAAGGCGUGCUGAUAAUGAAUAAGGCGUGCUGAUAAUGAAUAAGGCGUGCUGAUAAUGAAUAAGGCGUGCUGAUAAUGAAUAAGGCGGGCUGAUAAUGAAUAAGGCGUGCUGAUAAUGAAUAAGGCGUGCUGAUAAUGAAUAAGGCGGGCUGAUAAUGAAUAAGGCGGGCUGAUAAUGAAUAAGGCGGGCUGAUAAUGAAUAAGGCGUGCUGAUAAUGAAUAAGGCGUGCUGAUAAUGAAUAAGGCGUGCUGAUAAUGAAUAAGGCGGGCUGAUAAUGAAUAAGGCGUGCUGAUAAUGAAUAAGGCGUGCUGAUAAUGAAUAAGGCGGGCUGAUAAUGAAUAAGGCGGGCUGAUAAUGAAUAAGGCGUGCUGAUAAUGAAUAAGGCGGGCUGAUAAUGAAUAAGGCGGGCUGAUAAUGAAUAAGGCGGGCUGAUAAUGAAUAAGGCGUGCUGAUAAUGAAUAAGGCGUGCUGAUAAUGAAUAAGGCGUGCUGAUAAUGAAUAAGGCGUGCUGAUAAUGAAUAAGGCGGGCUGAUAAUGAAUAAGGCGGGCUGAUAAUGAAUAAGGCGGGCUGAUAAUGAAUAAGGCGGGCUGAUAAUGAAUAAGGCGGGCUGAUAAUGAAUAAGGCGGGCUGAUAAUGAAUAAGGCGGGCUGAUAAUGAAUAAGGCGGGCUGAUAAUGAAUAAGGCGGGCUGAUAAUGAAUAAGGCGUGCUGAUAAUGAAUAAGGCGGGCUGAUAAUGAAUAAGGCGUGCUGAUAAUGAAUAAGGCGUGCUGAUAAUGAAUAAGGCGGGCUGAUAAUGAAUAAGGCGGGCUGAUAAUGAAUAAGGCGGGCUGAUAAUGAAUAAGGCGGGCUGAUAAUGAAUAAGGCGGGCUGAUAAUGAAUUGCAACACACACUAGAACCAAAUCAGAGCCAUUUUUAAUGCUCUGCUAAAAAUAGGAUGGCUCAGAUUAUGUAUGUACUGUAGAUAGACUGGUAUUGCAUCGCAAGUACACAAAUGCGCGUUACACGUAAGUAUACGCUCUCUCGAUCGGUUUACACAGAGCACAACCACUGGACAUACGGGAUCACUCCCGAUGUCCCUUUAAUGAAUGGAGUGUCUUGUGUGUGAGGAGUUUGAUAUCAGAAAGUGUUUUUACUACCGUCGUCUGUGUGUAAGCCAGUGUUUUUCUGUAUAAUAUCAUUGUAUGUUCCAAAAGCCCGAGAAACGGAAGCAGCAAAAAAAAAUCAUGAAGUGUUAAAAAAAACACUCUGAAGCUCCGUUACUAAAUGGUGAAUGAUUUCUUAUUUUUGAUUUAAAUCUCUUUUUGGAUGCCAACACUUUCAAGUUGUAUCUGUAAUGGGUUUUGUUCACUUUGCAUGACUGUGUUUGAUUACAUGUGCCCACUCUGAUUAGGACUGGCUUAUAGGCAGAGCCCAUGGCUUACAGGCAGACCCUAUAGGUCCAGCAGAGCCCAUUAAGGAAAAUUAAAGUAAAGAGGCUUAUUUUUAUAUACAAACAUGAGAAGUAUGCUUUUUGUUUGUUUGGUGUUCUCUUGUUUUGUUUGGAAUGUUUAUGUACAAAAAGUUUUGUUAUUGAAGCUAUCGGCCCUGUUUUCCAGGGUCCAAUUAAGUUUUCUAAAUAUUGAUGACAAAUGAGAAAAAAAUGUGAUUAUGUCAAAUGGUUUUUAACACGAUCCGAAAAAGGCCUUAUUUACAGUUAACUGCCAAAAUAAUGGAAACACUUAAGUAAAUGAGGGAUACAAAGUAUAUUUAAACCAGGAGGUUCUACACAGGGUCUGGUUCAGGAGUUUAAUAAACACAUUAACAUCCCAUCAUGCUUAGGGUCAGGUAUUAAAAAUGCCCAGUUGUUGAUUUAUUAUGGCUAGAAGAGGUCUCCGUGACUUUGAAAGAGGGGUCUCAAAGGAGCACAGGCUGUUUUUAAAGUGUGUGUGUGUCUCAGUUACCAGAUCUCUACCAAAUGGAACACUUAUGGGAGAUUGUGGAGCGAUGCCUCCACAAUCUCGUUCUCCACCACCGUCAAUAGAACACUAAAUGAUGGAACGUCUCGUAGAAGAAUGGCGUUGCAUCCCUCCAGUAGAGUUCCAGACAUCCGUCGAAUCAAUUUAACGGCACAUUGAAGCGGCUCCUUCUGGACCUACACCCUAUUAAGUCGGGGUUUCUGUUAUUUUGGCAGUUACCGGUAUGUUCUUUUUGUAAAGACAUAACUAUAGUGAAAAGCACAGAAAGCCUAACUAGUAGAAGCUACACUGCCCUAUGUUUUUAUUUGGACAGCGAAGCUAAAACUUUUACUUUGGCACUUGAGUAUACUCCAGCAUUUUGGGAUUUGAGAUCAGAUGUUUAUAUGAGGUGACAGUACAGAAAGUCACCUUUUUUAUUUGAGGGAAUUUUCAUACGUAUCUGUUUUACAGUUUAGAAGUGAAUGCACUUUAUGUAUCUAGUCCCCACCAUUUGAAUAACUAUUUGGACAAAUUAACUUUAUAGUGUUUUAACAGUUUGUAAAAAAAAUUGUGGUAUUUGAUCCCAUAUUCCUUGUACACAAUGACAACAUAAAUCGUGUGACUCUAGAAACUUGUUGGAUGCAUUUGCAGUUUGUUUUGUUUGUGUUUCGGAUUAUAUUGUGUCCAAUAGAAAUGAA
Salvelinus namaycush (lake trout) is the source of this 6512-nucleotide messenger RNA. It is a transcript of the gene pknox1.1, whose product is annotated as pbx/knotted 1 homeobox 1.1. Gene Ontology annotation, molecular function: RNA polymerase II cis-regulatory region sequence-specific DNA binding; DNA-binding transcription factor activity, RNA polymerase II-specific. Lineage: Eukaryota; Metazoa; Chordata; Actinopteri; Salmoniformes; Salmonidae. Gene Ontology annotation, biological process: regulation of transcription by RNA polymerase II; angiogenesis. The transcript has 10 exons. The record is from RefSeq and is a predicted model, not a curated record. Bases 1368 to 2711 code for a protein of 447 amino acids.